ACGCACAGUUCGACGCACGCGCGUGAAACAUAGACUUUAUAAAAUAAUAAUAAUAAGUAAAUGCUUUCUAUUUUUCAAAACGAAGUCAUUUUUUUAUCUGCAUAAUACUUGAUAGUGGUCGCACAAAGAAUAUUUACACGUUGUCAGCGAGUGAUAUGAUAAUUUAAAUAAAUCCAAGUGUUUCAAAUCUAAUCUCUUCCUAAUUCUAAAUAAAAUAUUGAUAGUAAAAAUAUUUAAAUUGAUAGAAAACAUUUGCUGAUGCAAAAGUGGUGUGUUUUCGAUGAAAUGUCAUUGAUUUGAAUCUUUAUCGAGGUGUGAAAGAAUAAACAGUCACAAUGACAGAAAACGGUGUUCGAAAUCGUUUAAAAAACGGGAAGAAGAGUGAAGUGUCGAGUGUUACUAACGGAGAUGUGAUCAAAGAAAAUGAGUUCAAAGUUCGAGAGUCUCCUUUGACGGAGCUGAUACAGUCCUCCUUGCACAUAAGGGCCAUAUACAAUAUAUUUGUGGUCAUACUCCUCGUGUUGUUUUGCGACACCGUCAUAUACGACCUCGUCGAGAGAGGAAAGAUAAAUAUAGGACUGGGAGUUAUUGCAGCGGGAUUUGGUGACAUCAGGAGAGGAAUGAAGUUAUGGCUGUACGACUUCUGUAUCGCUAUGGCUUUUUACCCACUGCUCGUAGCAUAUUCUUGGGCUGGAAAAGUUUCCAGAAAAUAUCCAGUAUUACGUCCAACGGUGAUGAUGCUGGGGAUAGUCGGUGUGAUUGCCGUGGAGGUGGCCGCCGCUAUAGUGCCCGUCGUGGAGCUCGGCAGGAAGCAUCUGGAGCUCGGCUCUUCUAUCACUGUCACCUGCGAAAUGUUCCGCUACAUGAUGAAGCUUGUGUCAGUAUCUGUGGCUUGCGGGCCGCGCUGUUUGAGCGGGAACCUGCCGCUGCCAACCUUCAAACACUACGUAUACUUCAUGUUCGCGCCAACUCUCCUUUACAGAGAUCAAUAUCCCAGAACGAAGAGGAUAAGAUGGGGCGUGGUGGUAUUCCAUUUCCUGGAAGUUGCCGCCAUUAUAUUCUACAAUUGUUUUCUCUGGGAGAGAUUCAUCAUGCCCUACUGGUCUGACUACGGGAAGGAAAGGACGGUGGAAGCCGGCACGCUAGUCCGGGGUAUGUUUGCGUGUGUGCUGCCGGGAGUGAUAUCCUUCCUAUGUGGGUUCUACUGUGUGCUGCACGCCUGGCUCAACGCCUGGUCCGAGAUGCUCAAGUUUGGAGACCGGCUAUUCUAUGAGGACUGGUGGACGACUUCCCAAUUUUCCCUAUACUAUCGUCGCUGGAACCGAGUCGUACACUCCUGGCUGCGAGACCACAUCUACAUUCCCCUGGCGCCACAUGCAGGACGUCCUCUGGCCACAUAUCUCGUCUUCUUGGUUUCAGCAAUAGCCCACGAGGUGAUCCUGGCGUUGUCUUUUGGCUUCUUUUACCCAGUUCUUCUGGUGGAAUUUGGUUUAAUUGGUGUCGUGAUGGUGCCGCUCACAGCGAAAAGUGGCCAGCUCUUCCCUAACGUAUUCAAUUUGAUCAUGUGGCUGGGUUUCUUCAUAGGAAACGGAAUUCUGUGGAGUUUAUACCCGAUGGAAUACUUCGCCCGGCGGAAUUGUCCGGUAUUGGAAACCGACAGCUACUUCAUUCCAAAGUCAUGGUCCUGCCCAGAAGUCAUUCUGAAACCUAACUGGACAUUCCAGAAUCCUUUACGGAUAUUUACAAAAUAGGCUACAAUAUACAAAGAACUACCUAGUGAAUUUAUUUUUAUACUUUUAUAAAAAAACAUUUUAUUAA
Spodoptera litura is the source of this 1818-nucleotide messenger RNA. RefSeq names its product sterol O-acyltransferase 1. Gene Ontology annotation, cellular component: endoplasmic reticulum membrane. The record is from RefSeq and is a predicted model, not a curated record. Lineage: Eukaryota; Metazoa; Arthropoda; Insecta; Lepidoptera; Noctuidae. Gene Ontology annotation, biological process: cholesterol metabolic process.